AUGGCUGUCCUAAACCAACUCAUCGGCGAGGCCUUCCAAGUCGUGGGAAGAGAACUUGUUGAUCGAAACCUGAACUCUGGCCAGACAUCGACAGUUGCUUCUCCCACGCCUCUGUCACAAGCAACGACCGUAGCUCCAACUCCGACCAUGACCCAGACGAACAACAACCCAGGUGGCCCUACCAGCUCUCCGCUGCUGUUCUUCGUUGCGCUUGGUUUUGGUGUUGUCUUCACGAAUUUAUGGAUCAUCGUAGGUGUCAAGUACUGCUUCAGGUACAAUGCUCGCAACCGUGCCAUUCGAAAUGGCGAAGAUCCGGAUCCGAUCAAUCUGGAGAAUAUGCCUGCGAGACCACAUCGCAGGAGGAGAGAGAAGAAGCUCAUGACGAUGGAGGAAGUGAACGAACGAUUCCCCUUGACAAAGUACAAGACUUGGGUGGCAUCGAGGGCAAGGGAAGGGCUCCCAACAAAUGGUGGCGUUACAGCACCUUCGAGUCGUCCUGGAAGCGUGAGGGAAGUGGAUGGGGUCAUGCCAUCAUCGCCGACUGAAACGAAGCACUCCGUCAAUACCAGGCCCGAGACCGCGGGAUCUGACCGAGGAGUUACGAUUUCACCUGCAACAAACAAUCUUGGGGGCCAAUUUGGGGCGGAGCGGAAAAGUAUGGAUGCUGCAGUCGUUGAGAAGGGCAUUACAUCGCCAACCGUUGAAGAACAGAAUAGACUGGAACAGGUGAAAACUACGACCGAGACGAUCAACAAACACCCAACAACUACCAGCGAGGAAGAUGAAGAUGAGGAUGAUCAUAUCCAUACAGCUGUACCGCCUGAACUUCUUACAAACCCUGGAGACUCUUGCGCCAUCUGCAUCGAUACCUUGGAGGACGAUGAUGAUAUCAGAGGACUAACCUGUGGUCAUGCUUUCCAUGCCGGAUGCUUAGAUCCAUGGCUAACAAGCCGUCGUGCAUGCUGUCCACUUUGUAAAGCCGACUACUACAUCCCCAAGCCUCGCCCUGAAGGAGAGACUGUAGAGCCAGAUAGGACCGGGCGCCGAAGAAACGCCAACCUGCAACAACCUCCAGUUGCUUGGCUUGCUGUUCGAGGCAACAGGUUCAUGAUCCCAGCACGCUUCGGUAUGGGUGCAGGCAAUGCAGCACCAGCAUCUGGAGCAGAUGGCGCUGCAAAUAGCCAUCCUGGCCGAGUUGGACGUCGUACUCGUCAGGCCGCCGCUGAGCAAGGAAGCAAUAACACUGCUCCACCAGCGGAAGCUGCAGGUGCUGACCAGAAUGCUCAAGCCGCUGCACCAAGACGAUGGAAUCCUUUCAGCAACGUGAGCAUGCCCGCAAUUCGCCUGCCUAGACGAAAUCAGCCGGCGGCUGCUGAAGCUUCGCCUUCUCAGCUGGAGGCGGGCACUGUAAGAUGA
This is a messenger RNA of Cadophora gregata, 1416 nucleotides long. RefSeq lists its product as uncharacterized. Gene Ontology annotation, biological process: ubiquitin-dependent protein catabolic process. Gene Ontology annotation, cellular component: cytoplasm. The record is from RefSeq and is a predicted model, not a curated record. Bases 1 to 1416 code for a protein of 471 amino acids. The transcript has 2 exons. Lineage: Eukaryota; Fungi; Ascomycota; Leotiomycetes; Helotiales; Ploettnerulaceae. Gene Ontology annotation, molecular function: ubiquitin protein ligase activity.